This is a messenger RNA of Paramecium pentaurelia, 477 nucleotides long. Lineage: Eukaryota; Ciliophora; Oligohymenophorea; Peniculida; Parameciidae. The record is from the annotation of a GenBank genome assembly.
AUGAUCGAAUCAGAUUUAAAGCAAUAUGAAAUGCUCAAAAUGAUAAAAAUUCAGAUAAUAUCCCCUCUCGAAGCUAGGUGGGUGGAGAGAAUCAUCCCAUUAAAAUAAAUAUUAGCUUUUAUUUAUUAUGAAAAUGGAGUUUAUUAAUUGUAUGAUAUAAAUAAACAAGUAAUUACUUAAAAAGGAUAGAUUUCAUAGAAUAUAAAGUUUUUCCUUGAAAUUUACACAAAGUAAUAUUUUUAAAUAUUUAGUAUUAGUGUUUUGAUAUUUCAUGAUCCCAUAGAUCUUUAAAUAAAAUUAUUAGACUUGAAUACGAAUUAAAUUAAUCCUAAAUUUGUGUUUAAAUCAAGUGACCAAAUAGAUAUCAAGAGUGAUUAAGAAACUAAAGAGAAAUUUGUAGAUAGUAUUAUAUAAUAUAAUAUUUUGGAUUUAGAAUUUUCUUUAUUGAUUGUUAUAAGAACUAAAUUAAAUAUUUGA